AUGUCAGGAAAUAAAAAACGUGGUGUUAGAAUUGUUAGAGGUGGUGGUGGAGGUGGCGGUAGACCAAGAGGUGGUGGAGGUGGUGCUAGACAAGCAGCCACUAGAAAUAGAUUUCAAGUUGUAACUAAUAGAAACACCUCUGAUUCAAUGUCUGAUGAAUAUUCAAGAAUUUGUAUUAGUGGUUUACCAAAAACUGUAGAUAGAAAUGAUCUUAUGGAGUAUCUUAAACUUAAAUCAUUUAAACCAGGUAUCAAUUUUAAAGGUUAUGAAUUUAGAAAUGGUAAUUUAUUUUUGGGUGUAGAAAAUACAGAGGAUAUUCCUUCACUUAUUGGUUUAAGUGGAAUAAGAUAUGGUGGUGUUAAAGUUUCGAUUUCACAAGAAGAUAAAAACUCUGUUAGACAAAACAGACAAAACAAACCAACCCAAAGAGGCCAAAUUAGAACGUUUACAAAUAAUACCGAUAAAAUUUCAAACACAAAACAAUUAAAGAGUAUUGAAGACCACGUUAAUUCCUCUUAUGUAGACAAUGCAAAUCAAGAAGUUGUCGAUUUUUCAUAUCUUCACUCCACCAAAGAUAUUAAUUUUAACGACAUUAAAACAUUCAGACAAAUUUUCCGUGUUAUUUCAGAAAAAUGUUUAAAGGCAAAUACAGUUUCAUUUUCGCAUAAUAAUAUUACAACUUUAGCUCCAUUUAGAUUUAUGAUUAAAUAUUCGUUGGAUCAUGUUAUCAAUUUUAAUUUCGAUUCAAAUAAAAUUAGCGAUAUCAAUGAACUUGAUUGUUUAUCAGAUUUAACUUUAAGAGAGUUAGUUUUUACAAAUAAUCCAAUUUGUCAAAUACCUAAUUAUAGAAUGGAAGUAGCAAGAAAAUUCCCAGAUUUAAAAUUUUUAGAUGGUAAGGAAAUUGGUCCAGAGGAUUUCCCUCCAAGUCCAAUUCCUCCAUUAAGACCAAAUUAUUGCGAUAGUCCGGAUAGACAACAAUUCGCAUAUAAAUUUUUGGAGAGAUUUUUCAAAAUAUUUGAUGGUACUAGAGAGGAUAUCAUUAAAGCUUAUACUGAUGAAUCCAAAUUCUCGAUGACCUAUGUAGCUGAUAGUGGGUCUCUCCCAAUGAGAGGUUCAAAUAAAGUCUACCAAAGAUCAAAUAGAAAUUUUAAGAAGCCAAUGGAUGCUGUUAAAAAAACCCAAUUAUUAUUUUCAGGAUAUGAUAAUAUAUAUAAUUUUUUCAAACUCUAUCCAAAAACACAACAUGCCUUGUCUUCAUCGAUUAUUGAUUCAUUUUUGGCUCCAGGAACUCAAUUAUUAACUGUUAUUAUACAUGGUCACUUCCUCGAACCAACCUUUAAUAUAAAGAGAUCUUUCGAUAGAACCUUUGUAUUGGCACCAGCACCACCAGGUUCUGAUGCCGCUAAAGGUGGAUGGGAAGCAAUUGUUUUAAAUGAACAGCUUAAUGUUAGACCAUACCUUAGACUUCCAAGAGUCGAGCCAGUAGUAUCUCAACCCUCUUCCGCUGAACAAGAAGCAAUUAUAAAUGAAUUUUCAGCCUACACUAAAUUAAAACCAGAAUUCGCAAAAGAAUGCCUAAAUAUGUCAGGUUGGGAUAAAAAUAAAGCAUUAGAAACAUUUAGUAAUCUUAAGGCCAAUAACCAAAUUCCUCAAGAUUAUCUCAUUCAAUAA
Messenger RNA from Dictyostelium purpureum, 1671 nucleotides. RefSeq lists its product as uncharacterized. Gene Ontology annotation, cellular component: nucleus. NCBI's taxonomy places the organism in Eukaryota, Evosea, Eumycetozoa, Dictyosteliales, Dictyosteliaceae. The transcript is spliced from 7 exons. The coding region runs from base 1 to 1671 and encodes 556 amino acids. Gene Ontology annotation, biological process: poly(A)+ mRNA export from nucleus. Gene Ontology annotation, molecular function: RNA binding; protein binding. The record is from RefSeq and is a predicted model, not a curated record.